Messenger RNA from Sinocyclocheilus anshuiensis, 3390 nucleotides. RefSeq names its product zinc finger protein 512B-like. Lineage: Eukaryota; Metazoa; Chordata; Actinopteri; Cypriniformes; Cyprinidae. The record is from RefSeq and is a predicted model, not a curated record. Gene Ontology annotation, molecular function: zinc ion binding. The transcript is spliced from 19 exons.
UAUCAAAAUGAGUGAUCAUAAAUAAUAACGCGAGAGUUUGCAAGUUGCCUGCCGACUGUAGUCACAACUGUCAAAGGCAGCGGCGGAUACGCGUGUGACCCAGCACCCAUACUGUUACUGUACACGGUCGCGGAGAUAAUAUCCCUAUCAAACUAAUACACGGCAUAAUCCCGAGGUAAGGACCAGAAUCGAGGGGCUGCGGCGAAACCGCGCGACGCUGUGCCUUCCCCUCUGCUUUCCGUCGCGUUCACUUCUUCCACCCUCGAUUACUGCACUAAACAUAUCCCCGUGCCUCCUUUAGCAACAGCGCGAAGGGUUUUUUUACUCCUCCUUCGUAUUAAAGUCGCCAUUUUGCUUCACUGCCUAUGAAAGCUUCUUGUAUUUUCAUAUUUGUGGCGGCGUUUCUGCGUAUUUGUCCGCGUGCUUUUGAGUUGGAUUUUAAUGAGAGAGCUCGUGGAUUACAUAUUGAUGAAGAGGGGCGCCGAGUGCAGUCUGGAAACACGGUGAAAGUGUUCGGCUUGUGGGCAUUUGCCUCAGCUUGCUCUUUUUUCUUCCUCCUUCUUCUUCUUCAUCUUCUUCAUCAUCUUCCUCCGCGGGUACGCACAGCGGGGGCCGUGAGUGUGGCUACCGACCGUGACGCCCGUCUGUCCGCGACUCGCCGCGCGUCAGGUGCGUUUGCCAUGUAAAGUCGAGCGGCGCGACGCGAGAGUAAAGGCUGUAGCCUGACCCCACGUGGGUGACCCGCUCACCCGCUCACCCGCCAGCGUUGGGUGACUUUCCAGGCAUGGACACCUCCAGUGGUGCCCGGGUGGUGAAGCCUUCCUCGGGCUUGUCAAAGAGGCGCACUGCCAAACAGGCCCACCCCGCAGAGAUGCCCCGAAUGGGCAGCACUGAAAACGACAAUCACAGUUCCUCCUAUAAUGAGAAAUCAGAGGGUAAGAAGAAAGGACGCCCUCGCGUGGAGGUGCAGGAGCUGCGCAUUAUUCCCGCCCAUAUGAUGGUUCAGUGGAAAGAGGAGUUUAAGAGUCGUUCCAGGGUGAAAUGUCCAUGCUCAGGCUGCUGGUUGGAAUUCCCCAGUAUUUACGGACUUAAAUAUCACUAUCAGCGAUGCCAAGGGGCGACCAUAGCAGAGAAGCUGAGUCACAGAUGCCCGUAAACUGAUACGUUCAAGGCCCAGAAAGGUAGUAAGGACAAACAUACUAUAUCAAUUUUAUAUAACCACCCAGAAAGGGUCACCAUGGAGACCAAGUCCGGGGUCACCUUGGACGCCAAAUCCGAUCACAAGUCCGAACCUAAACAACAGAAAAGCCCCGUGAAGCGAAAUGCUAAAAAAAGGCCCGUGGAGAACAGCCCUCCAUCACCCGUAUUUACCAAGGUGAAGAAGACCCAGGAGGUGUCUCGGCCCUCACAGAAUGGGGAGUGCGCCCCCCAAAGGCCGGACAGGAAACAGCAGCAGGGGACAUCCGUAGACACUGGGGGCAGUGAGAGCGAGGGGGACAGUCUACCCCCACCCUUCCCUGAGGAGGACCCUGAGAGAAUGAAGCACAGGAGGAAGCAGAAAACUCCAAAGAAGUUCACCGGGGAGCAGCCGUCUAUUUCAGGAACAUUCGGUUUGAAAGGAAUGAAUAAGGUGGAGGAGAAGUUGAAAGCAGGUCGGAUGAAGAGGGCGGAAGGGGCUUUGUUCACUGAGGAGUCCCAGAGGAAGCAGUCGGUUCAAGCUCCCACCAGAAAAGAAGCUGCUGUUAUUAGCUCAGUUCCCCCUGCUGAAGCCCAGUGGCAGAACACCAUCUCUGAGAGAGGGGAAGUGGUCUGUCCCACCUGCUCUGUCGUCACUCGCAAGACCGUCCAUGGACUUAAGAAGCACAUGGAGAUCUGUCAGAAGCUGCGGGACGCUCUGAAAUGUCAGCAGUGUCAGAAACAAUUCCGAUCAAAAGCUGGACUCAAUUACCACAGCAUGGCUGACCACAUUAAGCCCUCGGCGAGUGAAAAUGUGUCGGAGGAGGAGCAGGAGGAGAGAGAGAGGCUACGCUGCGUCCUCAAACAGAUGGGCCGAAUCAAAUGUCCCAGUGAGGGCUGUUCAGCUCAUUUCUCCAGUCUGAUGGGUUAUCAGUAUCAUCAGAAACGCUGUGGCAGAGAGCUGCCAGAUGGACAGAAGCCUGUCUUCCUGUGCCAGCACUGUGGUAAGACCUAUCGCUCAAAAGCUGGCCGUGACUACCACCUGCGCACCGAGCAUCCCGUCACCGCCCUGUCCACACACUCGCUCACAGCUGAGGACUGGAAACAGGAAGACAGUAAAGAUGAGGAGGAUGUGCUGGAGGACGAAGAAGAGGAGGAGGAGGAGGAAGAGGAAGAGGAAGAACCUGUGCAAAUAAAGGGCAGAGAGAAGGCAAAGGAGAGAGUAGACGAGCCGGUGGAGAAGAUGGAGGAGAGGAAGGAGGAGAAAACAGAGGUGGAGGAGCUGCUGGAUUUGGAGAGGACACCCAGUGGCAGGGUGCGCCGGCGCUCGGCUCAGGUGGCGGUGUUCCACCUGCAGGAGAUCGCAGAGGACGAGCUGGCCAAAGACUGGGGCACCAAACGACGCAUCAAAGAUGACCUCGUACCAGACAUCAAGAGGCUCAACUAUACACGACCAGGUCUCCCCAACUUUAGCCCUGAAACUGUGAACAGCUGGAAGAACGAGGUGAAGGAAAAAGGAUUUAUCUGCUGCCCCAAUUGUAACUGCGAGGCUAUCUACUCAAGUGUAUCUGGACUUAAAGCGCACUUGGCAAGCUGUAACAAGGGAGGGGGCGACGUAGGGAAGUACACUUGUUUGCUCUGUCAGAAGGAGUUUAACUCUGAGAGUGGCGUGAAGUACCAUAUCAGCAAGACACACUCUCAGAACUGGUUUCGGGCGUCUACCAACGAGGUGACCAACAACAAGAAAAAAGAGCCAGAGAGCAAUGGCUUACAGAAGGACAUGAAAAACGUAGUGCCUGGGAAGAGGAGGGGACGAAAGCCCAAAGAGCACCACCUGGUGACAGCCCCUUUUCCAGCAGAGACUCAGAGCUACAGCCCAGCUCCAGCUCCGCUUCUACCCCAGACCGUAAGCCCAGCCCCAGAAAGCCAAACCCCCACACCCAACCCCAUCACCAACACCCCAACCACUCCCCCUGCCCCAGUGGACAGUGGGAAUCCAGCCCAAGCCAGAAACACACAGCCCCCUAUAAAGAAACGAGGCAAAACUAAGAAAGCGCAGACCGCUGAGUAACACGGCUUUCAAUCCGUCAACACCAGAAGGGAUGCUUUCCGAACUACUCCAGAGAAAACUUUAGUCAAUUCGGUCACAGAAAUGAAGGAUGGCACAAAAGAAUGAGCUCAGAAAGAUGAACGGCAGAACGAGGGGAUGAAAAA